Messenger RNA from Tuber melanosporum (Perigord truffle), 3050 nucleotides. RefSeq lists its product as uncharacterized. The record is from RefSeq and is a predicted model, not a curated record. The transcript has a single exon. The coding region runs from base 414 to 2801 and encodes 795 amino acids. NCBI's taxonomy places the organism in Eukaryota, Fungi, Ascomycota, Pezizomycetes, Pezizales, Tuberaceae.
CGUCAUACUUGUGUAAAUGCAAGUACGCCAGUGGAAAUGCUUUAGUACCGGUACUUGGGGAAAGAGAUUAUUCAGAUGGAUCGACUAGGAUUUUGAAAAGCUCGCCCGCAAAGAGAGAUAGCGACGGAUGCAAACCUUUUGCAAAACGCUUUCUCCGCUUACGCUGACAAUUUUUCUCACCCCGAGCACUCAGGUACCUGUACCCCAUAUUUCCCCAAUCCCACCUUUUCCGCUUAGUCUACCCCCCUGCAGCUGUGCUGGCGCCCUUAGCUGGGCCGUGGGAAACGACUGUAUUUCACCCACUUAAACUCACCACUUCACGGUGCCCCCGGCAACACCAACCCACCACCUAUAGUCAAGGAGAGAAACUGAAGAAGCUUAAGGAAACGGGGAACAAUCAGAAAGCGAACAUCAUGGACUCGAAUGAGGAGGAGGGAAGGGGGGAACGUGAAUCGAACUUUUCGAAGCCCCCUCUGCCGUCGUCAACUGUGCAGCCACCCAGGGAGAUUUCUCACCCCUGGGUCGCAGUGCCUGAGCCUUAUAGGGAUCGGUUCGGGAGAGAUGGGGAUGGAGAUGGGAGUGAAGGGGGCGGUAGUGGAGAUAGGGCUAGGUCUAAGGAGAUGGGGGAGAAAGGUCCUGCUGGUAGAGCUACCGACACGACUGGUACGAAAGGGAUACUUGGCGCCGCAGCGGGACUUUGGUCAGGAGACAUUGGUGUCAACGUCGGCGGCAUGGGAAGUCCUCUCAUACCUGAAGCGAAGGAGCGCACGACUGUCGAGCUCCAGCCGGAGGAGAUUGGAGGGGUCGGAAUUGGAACGAGUGCUGAGAGAGAUGGGGCCAUUCGGGACUCGGGGGUUUCAGACAAAAAUGGGAGGGAGGCCGAAGCCGUGGAAGCGGAGGGUGGGGUGGAAGGACCGACGGAGACCGGAGAGAUUUUGGAGUAUAGUGGAGGGGUUAAGGGAGCUCCAAAGGCCGACGAAGGGGAGGCAAAACUUUCAGCUCGGGUACUGGAUCGAGAGCACAAUACAAGAGGCCGAUAUUCUGCUCUUUCACCUCGGCAUCUUCCCGAGAUUAAGGAAACCUCACCCAGCGACAUGGCGCGCGAGGCCAGCAGCACUGACCUCAAGUCCAUAGAUAUCGGGCACAAUGGUGGAGCAACUGAAGGCCAUGACAGAGCGAUCAACAGCAAACAGCACGACAAACCACCGGCAAAAAGAGUUUCAUUUGCUCCUGAGCCAUCGGAAUCGAGCUCACGAGAGGGAUCAACUGGCCCACAGGACAAAGAACUCGAGAAGAUCCCCGACGUCUCCGCAGAACCUGGAUAUAAUCUUGAAAGAUCUAAAGGCCACGACAUACCAACUGAUGAUAAGCGACAUGGCCAGCCCACAGGAAUUAAAUUCCAACUGGCCCAGAAGUCUGGAGAAAACUCCGGGACAAAAGAGCUCUGGAAAGUUUCUGACAACCUGGGAGAAUCCGGGUCUAUUAAGGACCAGGACAGAACUAUUCAUGAGAAACAGAACCAGCCCGUAGGGAAGUCACCAAGCCCUACUCAAAAAUCCAGGCUAAAUCCUGAGACUGAGGAGCUUGAGAAGAUCGCUGAUGUAGUUGGGGAGUUUGGAUAUAAUAUUGGUAUAACCGAGGGCCACGAUAGAGCUAUUGAUAAUAGGAACCAUGACAAACCCGCGUCAAAUAAUGCCCAUGCGCCGGGCGGCCUAGCCUCGGAAAAUCAGCUUCCGUAUGUAGGGGUAGAAAGUACUUCUAAGCCACCAGAACUAGGAAACAUAACUAUCGAGAGUGGCGAAUUUAGAUAUAACGUUGGAGGCCAGUCCAGCUUCGAUCCGGGCAGACACAAGACUCAUGGAGCGGAUGCUCGAGGAUUGGGCGCAGGUGCAGAGACUAGCGAGUGUCAGAGGUCAGAUGAUACAAGCGGGAAAACACCAGCUGCAAACGGAACUGCUGAAUCUCGGGAAUUGGGCAAUUUUACCAUAGAAACGGGUGACUUCGGUUACAACGUUGGCGGAUUACCUAGUUCACAUCCCGACAGACACAGGACACACCGGCGGCGCCCUUCGAGGCCAUUUCAGGGCGGAGAUGGCACGAGGCCAGAAGUAGAAGAGCUGGGCCGAAUUACCAUGAAAAGUGGCGAGUUUCGGUACCCUAGUUCUCAUCCCGACAGACAUCGACGGUAUUCCCACGGGGAUCUACAAGACCAAGCUGACCAGAAGACAUCCAAAAGCCGCUGGUUAGAUCAAACAAAACCUAGAAAUAGUGAAUUCGGUUCUAGCAUCGGUGGCCUUGAACACCGCCAACGUGGGAAGGAAGAGGAAAAUCCCACUGCAUCAGGGAGCAUGCAUCGCAAUGAGCAGCCCGCCAAUAGGGACCCUAGCCGCACGUCUAGUAUUCGAGAUAGCGUACGCCACGGGCACCCCGACAAAGGGGACAACUGCUUCACGCACACAAAAGAAACCCAGCAACAACCACUCCUCUCCGUAUGCUCCCCCGGCGGCACGACCACCGCCGAAGUAAUAGCACCCGAAAACCCCUCUACUCCACCCGGCCAACAAUCCCAGACAAUCACAACCCACCCACAUCCCAAGGAAGUGAGGAGUAGAGAGGGGGGUAUGAGGAGGAUACUAGUGUGGGGAGUCCUUGGGGUUGGGGUUAUCAUAGCGUUGGGAUUCGCAGCGUUGCGGGGAGGGUUCAAGCACCCUGUUAUUGGAUUUGGACUCGGAGAGGGAGUGGGUUGGUCAGAUAAGCUUGCGGGGUGGCUGUUCAAGGAGGGAAAGAAGGGGCCGUCUUGAGGGGUGUGGAUUGCUUUGUUUCGUAAUCGGCGGAGGUUUUUGUUGGCGUCUCUUUUUCCUACCGUUUAUUUUGUUAUUUUCUACCGAUGGACUUCAUUGAUUCUUACGUUUAAUUAUGCUACACAUACCACCACUCACUAUGUCUGUCGUUUGCCAUGUAAUCUAGCGAGAACAUUCAAGGGUUAGCGCAAUACUAUGCAUUGGAAUAAGAAUGAACACCGAAAGGUUUAGUCCGGUUAUACAGAGUUA